Molecule: messenger RNA, 1676 nt
Organism: Solanum dulcamara
Lineage: Eukaryota; Viridiplantae; Streptophyta; Magnoliopsida; Solanales; Solanaceae
Product: COP9 signalosome complex subunit 2-like
Exons: 12
Coding region: 127-1446 (439 amino acids)
Biological process (GO): protein deneddylation
Cellular component (GO): COP9 signalosome
Source: RefSeq, a predicted model, not a curated record
CACAAGAAAGAAGAAAUACAAAGGAAAACAAAAUCGUCCGAAGCUUCAUUCACUUGGAUUCUCUCUGAGUGACGAACAAAGCCCUAACGUAGCAAGUCAAAGGGCUCUGUACUUCUUCUACGAAACAUGGGUUCAGAUGUUGAUAUGGAGGAUUAUGGAUUUGAGUAUUCUGACGAGGAGCAGGAGGAGCAGGAUGUUGAUAUUGAGAAUCAGUAUUACAAUUCAAAAGGUCUAGUUGAGACGGAUCCAGAGGGUGCGCUUAAGGGAUUCACCGAGGUGGUACGAAUGGAACCUGAGAAGGCAGAAUGGGGUUUUAAAUCUCUUAAGCAGACUGUCAAGAUUUAUUAUCGUUUAGGGAGGUAUAAGGAGAUGAUGGACACUUACAGGGAAAUGCUUACUUAUGUUAUAUCAGCAGUAACACGAAAUUACAGCGAGAAGUGUAUAAACAACAUAAUGGAUUUUGUCUCUGGCUCAGCUAGUCAGAACGUUGGGUUGUUGAGGGAGUUUUACGAAACCACGCUGAAAGCCCUUGAAGAGGCUAAAAAUGAAAGGUUGUGGUUUAAGACAAAUCAUAAGCUUUGCAAGAUCUGGUUUGACAUGGGUGAGUAUGGUAAAAUGAACAAGAUUAUGAAGGAGCUUCACAGAUCUUGUCAAAAAGCUGAUGGUACUGAUGAUCAAAAGAAAGGGACUCAGCUCUUGGAGGUUUAUGCUAUUGAAAUUCAAAUGUACACUGAGACAAAGAAUAACAAAAAGCUGAAGGAAUUGUAUGGGAAGGCUCUUACAAUCAAAUCAGCUAUCCCCCAUCCUAGAAUAAUGGGAAUAAUCCGUGAGUGUGGUGGGAAAAUGCAUAUGGCACAAAGACAGUGGGCAGCGGCAGCUACUGACUUCUUUGAAGCUUUUAAGAACUACGAUGAAGCUGGUAAUCACCGGCGCAUCCGGUGCCUGAAAUACUUAGUAUUGGCCAAUAUGCUUAUGGAAUCACAAGUUAAUCCGUUUGAUGGGCAAGAGGCAAAACCGUACAAAAAUGACCCAGAAAUCUUGGCCAUGACAAAUUUGAUUGCUGCAUAUCAACGAAAUGAGAUAUUGGAAUUUGAGAAAAUCCUUAAGAGCAAUAGAAAAACCAUCAUGGAUGAUCCAUUCAUUAGAAAUUAUAUCGAGGACCUGUUGAAGAAUAUAAGGACUCAAGUGUUGCUGAAACUCAUUAAACCAUAUACACGGAUCAGGAUUCCUUUCAUAUCGAAGGAGAUCAACGUACCAGAAGGUGACGUGGAAACGUUAUUGGUGUCAUUGAUAUUGGAUAACCGGAUACAAGGUCAUAUUGACCAAGUAAACAAAUUGUUGGAGCGUAGCGACAGGUCAAAGGGGAUGAAGAAGUAUACAGCUAUUGAUAAAUGGAACACACAAUUUCAGUCUCUUUAUCAAACCAUUAGCAAUAAAGUAGGGUAAAAUCAGUGUUCAACUGAUUUUUUUAUUUUUUAAAAUUUUUAUUAAGAUUAGCAGCAAGCUACAAAGUGAACAGAAGGACAAGAAGAAAGAGUGUACUAAUUUUCUUCUGUCUAUUUAUGUUUUCAACUUUACAAAUUUAGCUCUUUGUACUUUCUAUUCUCAAUUUUUUCAUUGAACUCUUUGAGAAAUUUUAAGAAUUUGAGUACUUUCUUUGAUGCAAUCUUUUACAA